Messenger RNA from Dunckerocampus dactyliophorus (ringed pipefish), 9557 nucleotides. It is a transcript of the gene adam23b, whose product is annotated as disintegrin and metalloproteinase domain-containing protein 23. NCBI's taxonomy places the organism in Eukaryota, Metazoa, Chordata, Actinopteri, Syngnathiformes, Syngnathidae. The transcript is spliced from 25 exons. The coding region runs from base 342 to 2603 and encodes 753 amino acids. The record is from RefSeq and is a predicted model, not a curated record. Gene Ontology annotation, biological process: proteolysis. Gene Ontology annotation, cellular component: presynaptic membrane. Gene Ontology annotation, molecular function: metalloendopeptidase activity.
UUUAACCAUCCUGUGCAACCACUUCCUGUCUCCGGGUUGCACAAAGUGUCUACAUGUGUCCUGCUCAGCAUGGACGGAGGACUUCUUUGUGCACAUCGAGGAGGAGUCUGCCGUUUGACUUCCAGGAGCUGCUUGGUUGGCCACCGCCUUCCACGCGCUCCCCCCUCCCUCCUCCCAUCAUCUGCAGCAGCAGCAGCAAGCAUCCCAGUGCCUCCCGGACCUAUGAAGAAAGCCCUCCCUCCCCAUCAGUCUGCUCGGCACCUCCCUGCCACGAUGGGCUGCCUGCUCCACGCUAUGUUGUUGUGUUGAUAUCGAGAUAUUUCAGUCAUCAAAUAUGAAUCAUGCGUUUGAUAUUUCUGGCCACUUUGCUCGUCAGCAUCCUCACGCUUGGGCUUCACGCAUCGCUAGCGUCAUCCGUUUCUCACAGAGCAGAGGACAAGGUUGAGAAGGACGCAGUGCCGGUGAAGCAACAGGCAACUGCAGCACCUGCUACUGAAAACACAACAGCAGCCGAGCAUGUGAUCACCUACCCAUCGCGUCUCAUCUACUACCUAAACGAGGGCUCGGAGAGCACCUACCGUGACCUGGACACGAGGGCCAGGGGCCAAGCCACUGAGGGCCAGGCAAUCCACCUUGCUCAGGUUAGCUUCCAGUUAGAAGCCUUUGGCACCCAAUUUGUUCUGGAUCUAACACUGAACAAUGACUUGCUAUCCUCAGAUUAUGUUGAGAUCCACUACGAGGGGGGGAAACCUGUCCUCUCAAAGGGCGGUGAGCACUGUUACUACCACGGCCAGGUGAGAGGCAACGAUGACUCCCGUGUGGCCUUAUCUACCUGCAACGGGCUGCAUGGGAUGUUUGACGAUGGAGCCUAUGUGUACGUAAUUGAGCCGCUACAACAGACUUAUUCAAUCGACGCAGUUGGAAGGCCUCAUCAGCUCAGAAGAGGUGCAUCGCUUCGGUGGAAAAAUGACUCACAAGAACCGGCCGAGGAGGAGGAGCGGCUCUUCUCGGAGCUGGAUGACUUGUCCUGGCUGAAGCGCAGGAAAAAGCGAGCCGUCUCUGUGUUUGAGGAAAUGAAAUAUUUGGAGAUUAUGAUUGUUAGCGACCACAGUAUGUACAAACGACACAAAACCAAGCAGCUCACCAGAAAUUUUGCCAAGUCGGUGGUGAAUCUAGUGGACGCCGUCUUCAAAGACGAGCUGCGAACGCGCGUGGUGCUCGUCGCUUUGGAGAUCUGGACAGACAAAGAUCGGAUCCCCGUCAGCGUGAGGCCGCUGGAAAUGCUGCGUGAUUUCUCCAAGUACCGCCAGCAGAGCAUCAAGCACCACGCAGACGCCGUGCACCUCUUCUCAGACGUAACCUUCCACUACCGCAGAAGCAGCGCAGCCUACUUUGGGGGCAUGUGUUCUGUGAGUCGUGGCGUUGGAGUCAAUGAGUAUGGCGGCACAUCGUCCAUGGCAGGCUCGUUAUCCCAGAGCUUGGCUCAGAAUCUGGCCAUCCAGUGGGACCCAGCAUCAAAGAGAAAGGAAUGCGGUUGCCCUGGCUCGUAUCCUGGCUGCAUAAUGGAGGACACCGGCAUCCAACACCCACGGAAAUUCUCCAAAUGCAGCAUCUCGGACUAUAAGGACUUCCUCCUGAAAGGCGGCGGCUCGUGUCUGUUUAACAGGCCCACAAAGCUCUUCGAGGCCACUGAGUGUGGGAAUGGAUUUGUGGAAGUGGGAGAGGAGUGUGACUGCGGCGCAAGAGCUGAAUGCUACAAAGGAUGCUGCAAAAAGUGUUCACUGGCCAACGGUGCGCACUGCAGCGACGGCCCGUGCUGCAAUAACACGUGCCUGUUCUUGCCACGAGGUUACAGUUGCCGCUAUGCUGUGAAUGACUGCGAUAUCUCAGAGACCUGCUCUGGGGACUCUGGACAGUGUCCUCCCAAUCUGCAUAAACAAGACGGUUAUCUCUGUCAGGUAAACCAGGGCCGCUGCUACAGUGGAGAGUGCAAGACCCGAGAGAACCAGUGUAGAUACAUCUGGGGUCCGAAGGCCGGAGGCUCUGAGAAGUUCUGCUAUGAGAAGCUAAACACGGAGGGCACGGAGAAGGGCAACUGUGGAAGGGACGGCGACAAAUGGAUGCAGUGCAGCAAACAUGAUGUUUUCUGUGGUUUUCUCUUGUGUACCAACAUCGGCCGCAACCCACGCAUUGGAACCAUGAAAGGAGACAUCACCCCCACCUCUUUUAACCAUCAAGGCAGGCUGAUAGACUGCAGUGGUGGACAUGUUCUGUUGGAUGAUGAGACGGAUUUAGGCUACGUGGAUGACGGGACUCCUUGUGGGCCAUCCAUGAUGUGCCUUGACCGCAAGUGUCUGUCCAUCCAAUCCCUCAACAUUAGCACCUGCCCCAUUGGACCUAAUGGGCAAGUGUGUUCUGCUCACGGGGUGUGCAACAAUGAAGCCACAUGCACCUGUGACACCACGUGGGCGGGGACAGACUGUAGUAUGCCCGACCCUCCGAAAGCGCCUGACACUACGCCAACUCAAGGACCCAAGGAAGAUGACAUGGACACCGCAGCUUUAAUGGCGGUACGGGUGGUGUGUCUUCUGACAGGGUGGUAAUGGUAACCAUGCUCCUUUUCCCUCCACACAGUGAGCGUGGCCACUAACAGGCUGAUAGGGGCAGUAGCAGGGACCAUUCUGGCCCUGGGGGUGAUUUUUGGAGGCACAGGGUGGGGAAUAGAGUAAGCAUUUUUUUUUUUUUUUACAGCUCUUCCUCUCAUAGUGGUGCCUCAGUGUGCGGGCGCUCUUGUGAGCCGGCCUGAGCCCGUGUGUGCGUCCCGGUGGCUUUGUGUCUUCUUGUGUGUUGGUGAUGACCAUAUAAUCGUGUCUUAUGAUUGGUUGUUUUCAGUGUUGUGUGAUUGAUCGAUGGAAUCCCUCCCCCCCGCCCUCUUUCCCUUCCUUCUUCGAUUCUCCUUCCGCUUCCUCGUGUUCCCCCAUUCUAACCCCUUUUCUUCAUCUGCUUCCUCUCCCUUUUUCUCUUCUUCUUAGUCGUCAUGUGGUUGCUCCUGUGAUCCUCUCCUUUCUGGGGCAUGUGGGGCAUUUAGAUGGAUAGCUGUCCACAACCAGAAGAAGCAUCCCGUUGCAGUGUGUAGACCCCUAAAAGCAUUUUCUGCAUACUGCAGGCCACACCAUCAAUCUGUUAAAUUAAACAUUUGAUGGCUGAUCAGUCCUCCCAGUGAUGAUCAUCUAGAACGGGGCUGGAGAGCAUGCAAGACAUUGUCGGAGUCUGUAAUCAUGUGGAAUGGUUACAUGUUAUUGGUACAGCAAGUCGGCAUAGAAACUCAUGUCUUUUUCCCCCAUAACCCUUUGCAGGUCCUAGUGCCACCAAUCUAAUAAUAGGCUCCAUCGCCGGAGCCAUCCUUGUGGCUGCCAUAGUGCUGGGGGGGACUGGAUGGGGUUUUAAGUAAGCAAACACGCCGCAUGCCUCUCCUGCUCGAUCUCGUAGCAUCCCUGCUGCUUUUAGAUGCCAGGGUUUGAGCUCCUGCUGCAGAAUAUGGACACACAUUGCGCCCGGCAUCUGUUCGGAGACGCCAAGGCUCAUGUUACGCACACGCCCUUGUCCUGACAACGAGUAGAGAUGCUCAAGGUUGCACCACACGAGGACGGUCUGUGGAUCUGUAGCAGAACCUCAAACGGAUUGGGCAGACAGGGCCGAGCUGAGUGCUUGACAUGCAUGUUCGGACGGCAGUUAAAAUGCUUCGAAGAGGGUGUUGUUGUUAUUUUAAGCUAAAAUCGAGCGCAAUUCUUGGCGGUAGAUUUGUAAAAGCAGUGGAGCAUCGAUUGAGUUGUUACUUGUCUUUCUCGGAAUGGACUAAAAAAUGCAAAGAACCCUGCAGCCACCCAGGCAUGACACCAUGCAAAAGCACCAUGAUGGAAAAAAGUCAAAACCAGAAGAGGAAUGGCACCCAGUAGAGCGCAUACCUCCGCCAAGGCCAAUGUGAGGAACACGAUCAAGCCAGUCUCUACCCAAACUGGGAAUGGGUCCAUCCUUGAUCCUUGUGCCGUGGGCCAAUUAAAAAAAAACAAAAAACUAUUGGCCCCGGGGCCGCACUUUGGAGACCCCUGUGGUGGUACCUUGGUUUUUCUUAUUAAUCCAUCUGUUGAAUACUAAAUCGUGCCAAAACCUGACUCAAUUUUUCCCAUAUGAAAUUAUGUAAAUCCAAUUAAUUAGUUUCAGACACCCCACAAUUAUUAACACAAAACACAUUUUAACAUCCCUUUUACCUUUAUUGAAGACUCUUGCUGGUGAAGACGACGAUGAGCAGAGUGGGAUGAGGACUAUAUGGUAUAUGUUACUCUACAUACAAGCCACAUUUAUAUGAUGCAAUAACUAUAUACAAAAAUUAAAUCAAACAACUAUAUACAAAAGCGAUGUAAAAUACUUAUUUGCAAAACUAUAUACAAAAAAGACAUAGGGAGACUUUUUUGUUAUCAUUUGUAGUUUUGCAUUGGUGGGGGCUUUUUUAUUUAAGAGUUAAUAGUUAACAACUCGAUUAAAUAUGAUUAUAUUGAAUUUUUUCUGAUUUUUUGCUGCCCCCUUGAGGCCACAGCACCCUUAACAUUUGCCUAUUUUGCGAUGCAAUUUGGAGACAAACUGCCAUUUUUCGAUACUAUGUUAAAAUCAUUGACAUACAGAUGUAACACACUUGGCGGAGGUACAAAACAAAAAAAAGGACGUGCAUGUUCACUUGUUGGCUUGGAGGAGGUCAGUUAAUUGCCCAAAGGCGGAGCCAAACCGGGGAUGGUCCGUGCUUGUCGUGCUCUCACUACCGCAGUUUUUUUCUCAGUCUGUUACUGUUCGAUGGUGACGUUUCCCUGGGCGGUGAGGGUCACGGAGAGUGAGAGAGGCAAGCCAGGACCUUUUUGCUGGCCGUGGCUGGCCACACCCACCAGGGAUGACCAGGCUCCGCCCUAGAGCAAAGCAGGACUCUCUGACCCGCUGCCCCCUCCUAACCACCGGCCUCCAUUGCUGCCUGCUUCACAGACCCGGUACAGACACGGCGCAUUGCACUGCAUGAAACCAAGCACAGCAGUACCGCCUUCCAACUGGCCUUCUAUUGGAUGAGGUGCAUGACAUGAUAAGAGAUAGGAGCCCCUUCAACAAGCCACAGUACGGGGAGGUUGUGCAUCACUCCUGUUGUCGUAUUUGUCGUCCCAUUGUUGUGCUAGUUACCGCCGUCGCUGCUGUUGCUGAUGCUGUGAUUGUUUUGGAUGUCUUUCCAUCCUCUGGAGAUGAUAUUGUAUGUCAGCUUUCUCCUCACACACUGGUAAUGACACACGCGACCUCUGUACACAUGCAUGUACGCUCCAGCUGCCUGCAAGGAGCCAUCAGGGUUUGUUUGCAUUCACAGACCGAACAACACUUUCAUGGAUACAGCCAGCGUCACAUCACAUUCAAGUGGAAGCUACAAAUUCAAAUACAGCUGAAGUUGGACAAUUCACAAUGUGGCCGCAAGCUUCCUUGACACACAGUGUCAGUAAUCCCUCGUUUAUCGCGAUUAAUUGGUUCCAGACUCGAUAGUGAAUUUCCAAAAAGUAGGAUUUCCAUCCAUCCAUCCAUCCAUCCAUCCAUCCAUCCAUCCAUCCAUCCAUUUUCUGAAGUAGGAUUUCUUAUUUAUGAAUAAUAAUAAUGAUCAUAGUAAUAAUACAUUUUAUUUUCAAAAGCUCAAAGACACUUUACACAGUAAAAGCAAACAAAUACAAGUGUACAACAUAGCAAAAUAGCAGUAGAAAGUGAAAAGCAAAAAGCAGAGUUCAGAACAAAUACAGUUAAAAGUUCAUACAAAAGACAGCAGUGUCACAGAUGUAAGGGAGGGGGGGCGACAACAGAGAAUCAUAGAAAAUCUGUUUACAAACUUCUAAAUUUGUUUUUUUAACAUUAUUAGAGACCUCUGGGCAUGAAAUAAUACCCCUGUAGUAACCUUUACACUCUUACAUCCAAUAUAGUGGACAUAAUAAGAGAAACAAGACUUGUGCUUGUGUGUGUUGCUGUAAAUGUGUUCUGGUGUGAGUGGAGGAUUAUUGUGUGUGUGUUUGUGUGUCUCACCCAACAUUACAGUAACAAUACUGACACUAGAGACCAGUGUGAAUACCUGAAUACCUUUUUUUUUUCUUUUUUUUUUUUACAAUUUUUCCCAUAGGAAAUAAUGUCAAUUAGGACACCUGAUUCCACGGUAUGAUACAGUACAGGGCAAACGCACUACAGUGAUAUUUCAUUCUUCAAAUUUUGUAGCUUCACUCUAUUACAGUUUUCUAAAAAUAUAUGAAUUAAUAAAUCAUGCUGCUUCAAAUAUGCAUAUUUAUGUAUGCAUAUGUAGUAUUCUACUUUAGUCACUAGGUGUCAGUAAUGUUACUGUAAUGUUGGGUGACACACACAAGCACCAGACUUGAUGGCCGGAACAUCAGGCUUUUGUUGCAGGUUUGAAUGGUCUCACAACAGCCACAAUAAUCCCUCAUAGCUCAUAUCAAGCUAAAACUCAACUGUGAAACCCCAACGUCACUUCCUGUUUGCCCCCCCCAGCACCGGAACAACACACAUAAGCAUUUAUGUCUUAAAUCUCUUAUUUUGUUCUUAUUAUGUGUACUAUAUUGUGUAAUAGGAGUGUAAAGGUGACUGUAGGGGUGUUAUUUCAUGGCACAAGGCCUCUAAUAAUUUUAAAAACCGUAUUUAGGUCUAAGUGCUCAAUGUACGAAUAUGUUGUAUUUACAAAUAAGGAAUUCUACUUUGCAGGAUUUGGCUUAUCACGGUCGGGUCUGGAACCAAUUAAGCACGGUAAGCGAGGGAUUACAAAAUUUUGGCGACAAUUUUUAUCCAAAACCGAGGCGUACAAAAACCAAGGUUUGACACUAUUUUAAUUGGAGGCUGACUCGCGUCCGUAAAGAAAUUGUGUUGGACCUGAGAUGUUCCACAACGUUUCAUCAUGCUGCGGUGGCCUGCAUUGCACAUAAACACAACAUAAGACAUCCCAACUACCAAGGUUUGUGAACGUAAAGACACAUCUGGUGACUUGUGGCCAACAUGGACCAGCCUUUUCCUCACUUCAGUCUCCUCCUCAGCAUUUGGAACUCAUUUCACUACUUUUUUUUUUUACCUCGCACGUACUUUGACUUGGAAUGUUGCCCAUCAUCCACAAUCCUUGUGUGAGACAUGAACACACAUGUCUUUCCUUUUUCUGUGCAUUCUAAAGCUAUAAAAACAGACAAAAAGAGGCAGCUAAGAAUGCACAUAAUGGGACACAUCCCGUCCGCUUAUACAGCCAUCUGAACCUCUCCAAACCUCCAAAAACCACCAACAACGCUUCGUUUACAUAAUGUGACCUGCAUAUUAACCAAGCUGCAGCAACAUUGUUAUUGUAAGCGCUAAUGCCGAAUAACUACUUUUCUGGCGUAGUGACACCUCGUCACACCACACUGGUGAGCAACUAGCUUCACCACACACUUGCUCACAAUGUCUCAGGCCUCUACCGAUAGGUAACGCUACAUAUUGGAGGUGCCGCCACUGCUGCUGUGUUUUGUGUUUUUGAGUUUGGGAAAGUUAAUGCUAGGUGUAGCGUUCCUUUCUAUGUUACUAUGUGAAAUCAAUGCACCCAGUGAGCAAUGAAGUUCCGCUAAUGCUUAAAAUCACCAAGAUACGGCAAAAUAGUGUAAGUAUUACAUGUUAUGAAUGUUCCUGUUACUACAUUUCUACGGCAUGGAUGUAAAACCAUAAAACUUUGUCAGAGGUUGUUGGAGGUGUUUUAAUAGCGGGAUUUCUUGGCGGAAUAGGUGUGCCCCAUUACGUGCAAUUAUGAGCUGUCUCUUUUUUAUCUCUUUUCAUAUCUUUAGAAGGCACAGAAAAGAGAAAGAUGUACAUGUAUGUUAGUGUCUCACAUAAUGGGCAAAAUUCCCAAAAAAGUGCGCUUUUCCUUUAAAAAGUCUGACUUAGACUGAAGGGACGAGUGAUGGCGGUGACCAUGUUGCACUGGCCGUGUCACGCAUGCGACUGCAACAAAACUAACACAUGUUUCUUGUCUCCUCGUAAGAAAUGUGAAGAAACGGCGGUACGACCCCAACGCCACAGCCAUUUAAACCUGACGGGCGGAGGGAGCGAAGCCAAUCACAGAGGGACUCCUUCAAGGCUUCCUUAGUUGGUUACCUGACAGCUGGACUGCACUUACUGCUGCUGACUUUUGGCAUUAGAUUUACUUGAAUAAUAAUAAUAAUGAAAAAAAUAUAUAUAUAUAUAUAUAGCGGACAUUUUAACAAAUUCCAUUGUAGUGACAUUAGACGCGCAGCCUUUUAGCCUUUCACAUCACGCAUAACACCCCCACCCUGAUCUCUAGAAUGACAGCGCUCCUCUAUACCGUCCUCCCUUUUUUUGUGCGGGCGUUCGGGAGUGGAGUUGGACUCCAUGCCACCCCCACACCUGGCAUGAUUGCCCACGCUCAUUGCUGGCAUGAAGAGCUCCUCCAGGGGGCUCUGCAUGGCUACGUAAUCUAUGAAUAUAAAGCAACAACACCCAUCCAAAAGAACGGAAAGCAUCUCUCCUGGUGAUAGUGGAGCUAAAACAACUGCAUGUGAGGCAGGCCCAUGACCAAACAGUGUUGUAAAUACAUUGAGGAGUUCAGGUUUGAAAUGAUUACCAUCAUUUCUUUUUUUUACAUUAGCAUGUUUUCCUGCAGGCUAUUGAUACACCGUAACUAUGAUUUUGGGCCGUAAGUUUCAGAGAAGCGUGUCAGCUCUAGUGAGAUCAAAGUCCAGUAAGCGGGCCCCGUGGCGGUACUCUCCAGCGUGACUCAAAAAGCCAAAGAACCAAUCAUCAUGAACAUAUGGAUGUUGCACACAGAGCACUUUGCCCUCUGUCUGCCUCUCGUCGCCAUGUGAGGCCAUCAGGUCCCGAUACGCGACCAACCAGGGCUCACCCAUCGACACCCACGACAUCAGGCUUAGCCUUGGACUCUCAUCCACUCUUAGUAGGAACUGAGUCUACCGGAAACGCUGCAUGCAAUCACUACUUUAUAGUGGGCUUAUUCUAAUUCUAUAUGAGAGUCCCCUAGACGGCGUCAGAAAAUAUGCUACAAAAGUUAGGUGCAUGUCCACAAGUAAAACAUUGAACUUUUAUUUACUAUGCAAAGAGAGAUAUUGCACAAAACGUAUGGGUAAUCAUGUCAUCACGACCGACAUGGAACGAGCAAAACCUUCUGCGAAUCGUCGUUUCUAUUUCAUCCUGUUCCAUUUUGCUUCAGAUGACAGCGACAAAGAACUGGAUUCAUACGUGCCGCGACAAAUAAGCAAGAGAGCGCACUUGUUGACAUUUUUGUGUGUGCGUGUCGCCCCAUCUGUUUUCCAUCACACAUUCACACUAAACGGUGCCUGUACAUACCGAAGCCUGACCCGCGUCUUGGUGCAGGGUUAUUCUUGUUUUUCCUCUCCAGAUGGCGACAUUUCCCUGUAAGCUUCCCAUGUUUCUUGUCCUCUGCUGUCCUCUCACUGCAUCAUGUACACUUGAAAUGGUGAAUAAACUACUGACAAGUU